Penicillium egyptiacum is the source of this 2499-nucleotide messenger RNA. The record is from the annotation of a GenBank genome assembly. NCBI's taxonomy places the organism in Eukaryota, Fungi, Ascomycota, Eurotiomycetes, Eurotiales, Aspergillaceae.
AUGGCUUCGUCGCGGGAGUCGCAGCACUCACUGCUAUCCGAAGAUUCGAUCGACGCUCAACCCCAACGGUCUUGGAAUCCACUCAACAAUCGCCUAACCGACUCGGACUAUCGCUACCAUGCCCCCUCAGACAACACCUGGUCCGAAGAAGUCCUGCGCGAUGUUGGUCUGGGCAUCUCGAACUCAUCAGGCGACGCCAUUCCGGCAGAAAGCCCGACACACAAGCGCCAUUCAACCGAUAGCACCGCGACUACGACUCCAAAUACCUACAAGAUUCCUCAGUCUCCGCGGACUCCGCAGACUCCACAUGCCCAUGCCCAUGUGCGGUGCCCUAACCGAUCAACCGUGCUUCAGAAACGGCUCUCCUGGGUCCCGUUGACAGUGUUGGUCCUCGCUAUCUAUGCCACCAUCUUUUCAGGUAUCUAUCUUGGCAUUGCGCUUCGCAAGCCCCGAUGGCAGACUGUCUCCAGCGAUGGGCCCUUGGCUCCAUCUACAGCAACUUUGCUGAGCGCAUUCUUUGCGAAGACGAUCGAGUUGGCUUAUGUUACGAUUUGCGUCGCGUUUCUGGGGCAGGUGCUUAGCCGGAGGGCUUUGAUGAGGGAUUCUCGAGGAAUCAGUAUUUCGGAUAUGAAUAUGAGGGCCUGGAUCAUGCAACCGGGAUCUAUGAUUGUGCAUUGGGAGGCGCUGCGAUACUCGGCGCUUACUUUCCUCGGGUCGAUUGCGUUGGUUUCAACUUUCGUUGCGAUGCUUUACACAACUGCAGCGCAAGCUUUGGUUGCUCCCAAACUCUCUCUUGGUCCUGUUGAGCCAACGAUACUCCAGGGCAAGGUAAUCUCCAGCUUCGGAAACCCGCAGUACAUCGCAUCAAACUGCGAGACACCCGUCACCAACAGUAUGGACCCGCAUUAUCGAAACACGACCUGCAUUCAAAUUGAACACGUCGGCCACGCAUAUCAUAACUACCAGCAAUGGAUAAGCCAAUGGAGCCAACUAGUAACCCGCAACAAUGAAACCUCAAGCGAACUCCAAAAGCGCCCGCAGCCAACAGGUUCACUCUGGGACAACACCACAGUGACAGGCAACUGGAUCAACAUCCAAGACAUGUCCACGCUCUCCAAGAAACACGGCCGAAUGAUCAACAACAUAACAAUGGCAAUGCCGCACGGCGGCAUCCCCGGCGCAGCAAUGAACUCCAAAAACAAACUCAAACAACCUACAGACUCCUCCGGCGAAGGCAAAUACAACAUCGAAGCCUCGGUCCCCUCUCCAGUCGUCAACGUCCUCUGCAUAGGAAUGACAAAGGACGAGCUCAGCCCCUUAGUCUACUCAUCCUGGCCCGGCAGCGACAAAUUCAACAUGACAACCUGGAGUAUCUCACGCCCAGACGACAUCCCGCACCCCCCAUGGCUAAACCGCACAGUGGUCGACUCUCUCUUCCAAUUCGGUCCGAAAUACGGCCAAGUGCCACCCAUUUUCGGCAAAUACCCACUCCCUUACAACACAAUUCUCAACACAACAGGUUCCUGGCCCGCAAACGCCAUCUACCUCCUGGGCGCAACGCCACCAUCCAAGGACACCAACACACCAGAGUACGUGAUGUGCUCUUUGCGCGGGAAACAAACAGGCGCGUGUUCGACCAAGUACUCCGCCGACACGAGCGGCGCAUUCCUCAGCACGAACUGCGAGAACGCCUCAAACGGGCUCCAGUACGACAGACGACACGACUCCCCAGAGGGCCAGUGGGAUCCAGACUGGAAGAAUAUCGCGUCGGAGUGGGCGAAUGCUCUCAGCUUGAAUGCGGGUAUUUCAGACGGGGCGGCUAGCAAUGCCAGACUGCUGAUGCAGAUGAUCCCGCAGUUUGACAAGGACGAGGGGACGUUUGCGCUGGACCCGACUCUGCCAUCUAUUGCCGAGGCGUUGGCGGUCAUGGCUGGGAGCACUCUUAUCGUCAGCUCGCAGAAUGCGCCGUUCGUGCCGUUUUGGAAUUACAGUAUCGAGAAUGGGAAUGUGCUUUCCGAACCUGUUUACCAGGUUUUCAAUGCUUCCAUCCAGGCUGUUGGGUAUGCUUCCGGUGGGACGGAGCAGUGGCAGGGAGUUUUCUACGUGAUUCUUGUGUUUGCGUUCUUGACCAGCGCUGUCUGUCUUGGGUUUAUGAUUGUCGAGGCGCGCGGUCGACAGGUGACUGAUUUCACGGAGCCGCAGAAUUUGUUCGCACUCGCUGUGAAUAGUCCGCAAACGACGCAGUUGGAGGGGGCUUGUGGGUGUGGGCCUUGGGGGGAACAGUUGAAGGAGAGGUGGUAUAUUGGGAUGGAGGAGGAUGAUGAGCAUUAUUACAUUCGGAGUAAGACGGAGGAGAAGAUUCCGCUUCUUAAGGCGAUGGAUUCGACGCCUUUGGAGCCGAUGGAGAUCGAUGAUGGGGGUGGGAGGAUGCUCAGCCCUAUGGUUGAUGAGUUUAGGAAGGUCUCGAAACGUCAUUCGUUGUUGGCGAAGCUGUAUUGA